This is a messenger RNA of Papilio polytes (common Mormon), 870 nucleotides long. RefSeq names its product proteasome subunit beta type-1 (gene Prosbeta6). The transcript has a single exon. The record is from RefSeq and is a predicted model, not a curated record. Lineage: Eukaryota; Metazoa; Arthropoda; Insecta; Lepidoptera; Papilionidae. The coding region runs from base 133 to 831 and encodes 232 amino acids. Gene Ontology annotation, cellular component: proteasome core complex.
CACACAAAAUUGUCAAUUGUCAAAUCUAAAAACUGAAGAGAAUUUUGCAUGUCAUUCGUCAGACGCUUUUUAUUACAAUAUACGGUACAUAUUUUUGUUCAUAGCUGUUAGUCCUGCUUUAGAACUUUCAAAAUGUUGAGUGUUAAUAAUAACUUUCCUGAGUAUGCACUCCCUGGGGCUAAACAGGUAAGGUUCGAACCGUACGCAGACAACGGCGGCAGCGUCGUAGCCAUCGCCGGUGAUGAUUACGCUGUAAUUGGCGCGGAUACACGCCUAAGUACCGGCUUCUCCAUUUAUACCAGGGAACAGAAAAAGCUGUUUAAACUAUCGGAGCGCACGGUGCUCGGCGCGACGGGAUGCUGGUGCGACACGCUCACGCUAACGCGGCUGUUGCAAGCGCGGAUGCAGAUGUACGAACAUGAACACAACAAAGCCAUGACGACGCCUGCCGUGGCGCAAAUGCUCUCCACGAUGUUGUAUUAUAAGCGAUUUUUUCCUUAUUAUGUUUCAAACAUUCUGGCGGGACUGGAUGCAGAUGGAAAAGGCUGUAUCUAUAGCUAUGACCCAAUCGGCCACUGUGAACGCUCCACGUACCGCGCUGGGGGAUCCGCUGGCGCUCAACUGCAGCCGCUUCUCGACAAUCAAAUAGGACUAAAGAAUAUGCAGAAUGUGACCGAAGCUCCCGUCCCUAAAGAGAAAGCCCUCGCGCUGCUGAAAGACGUAUUCAUCAGUGCAGCAGAGCGAGAUAUUUAUACCGGAGAUUGUAUCUACAUUAUAAUCAUAACAGCAAAUGGAAUACAAGAGGAGAAAUUUGAAUUACGUAAAGAUUAAAGUGUUGUUAAAUGUAUUUAAUUAAAACUUUCGAGAAUA